This is a messenger RNA of Nematostella vectensis (starlet sea anemone), 3818 nucleotides long. Its product is annotated as TNF receptor-associated factor 5. The transcript is spliced from 5 exons. NCBI's taxonomy places the organism in Eukaryota, Metazoa, Cnidaria, Anthozoa, Actiniaria, Edwardsiidae. The record is from RefSeq and is a predicted model, not a curated record. Gene Ontology annotation, biological process: regulation of canonical NF-kappaB signal transduction; tumor necrosis factor-mediated signaling pathway; protein K63-linked ubiquitination. Gene Ontology annotation, cellular component: plasma membrane signaling receptor complex. Bases 1682 to 3148 code for a protein of 488 amino acids. Gene Ontology annotation, molecular function: zinc ion binding; protein binding; ubiquitin-protein transferase activity.
ACAACAUGGCGGAGAGGGAAUGGUUCAACAAGCCAGGUCCGUUAAUACUGGAUGCCCAAGCUGCAGAAAAUUGGAGGAAGUUUAUCAUGCGAUUUGAGAUCUACCCAGCAGCAGCAGAAAAGGAGAACAAAUCCGACAAGAUCAAGGUAAACAUGUUGCUUAAUUGCGCUGGGAGUGAAGUGAUCGAGGAAUACAGUCGUUUUACAUACGGUACCGAUGAAAGUCCAAAAUCCUUUGAGAACGUCUGUAAGAAAUUUGAAGAACUUUGUCGAGGUGCUAGAAAUGUGAUAUACGAGAGAUUGGUGUUUAAUCAACGAAGCCAGAAAGAGGGCGGAAGGAUUGAUAAUUUUGUGAGUGACUUGAAACAACUAGCCCUUACAUGUGAAUUUGGGACUCUAAAAGACUCGCUGAUUCGAGACCGAAUGGUCGGCGGAGUGUUGUCUGAUCAACUGAGGGGUGAACUGUUGAAGAAACCAGACUUGACAUUGCAGUCAGCACAUGAUUAUUGUCGUACCUACGAAGCCUCAGAGACACAAAAGAUGAAGUUCAGUCUACCCACUGGCAUUGUUGAGCAAUCAGCAUCUAACAUUUAUGACAUCAAGAGCUCCAAGUCGCAAAAUAACAAAGUGAGGCAAGAUGACCCUUUAUGCAAAUUUUGUGGUCUCAAACAUUCAUUUUCGAAAGGUAAAUGUCCAGCCUUUAAGCAAGAGUGCAGAAAAUGUAAAAAGGUUGGUCACUUCGCGAGGGUGUGUAGAUCUACAAGGAAGAGCAGUGUGCAUCAAGUUGAAAAAGCCGCCAGUGAAUACAAUGAUGACGAUGAUGCAACUCAUGCCUACUUUGUUUCAGUUGAGCUGAGGUCAGUGGAUGUAUCAGCGUCAAGGAACAAAAGCAUGAUCAAUGUCACCAUAAGUAACCGUCAAGUCAAAGUUAAAGCCGACACUGGUGCUGAGGCAAAUGUCAUUCCCUUAAGUUACAUGAAAGCCACUCCAGAAAAUCCACCAGCCAUUAAAGGGAUGGUUAGCUACUAAGCCAAUACACCCAGUUGGAUGUGUACGGCUCCCUACUCAAUACAAGAAUCGUACUGUUGACCUGUUAUACCUAGUUGUACAUGGUGAUUUUACUCCAUUGGUGAGCUGCGAUGCAUGCCUUGACUUAGAGGUGUUGCAAUUUUUGAACUUAGAUUUGAUUCAGCGUCAACCAACAGCCCCAGAUGCUCAAGAUAGCAUGCAUAGCCUUCGAGAUAUCAAUACAACAGAUCCAGUGCUAAAGAACUUUCAAGAUUGUUUCAGUGAUAAGCCUGGUAGACUACCUAAUGAAAUCAAUCUGGAAACUGAUGAGUCUGUAAUACCUGUUAUUCAUCCUCCAAGAAAGUUACCAGUAUCACUCCUGGGGCCUGUAAAAGAGAAGUUGUCUGAGAUGGGACAAGAUGGAAUCAUAGUCAAGGAGGAGGACAUACCAUGGGUCAGCUCAAUGCUAGUGGUAGACAAGAGACGAGAGAAGGGGAAAGGACAACCCACUAAAGAGGAAAUCAGAAUCUGCAUUGAUCCAUGAGAUCUAAACACUGCACUGAAGCGUGUACACCACCCUAUGGUAACUAUAGAAGAAGUUGCAGACAAACUUGCUAACACUGUUGUUUUUACAGCUCUAGACGCCUGCAGUGGGUUUUUGCAGCUCCCAGUUGAUGAAGCAAGUUCAAAGUUGUUUACAUUCAACACUCCUUGGGGAAGGUACCGGUUUUGUAGGCUACCUUUCGGAGUUGCUCCAGCGCCAGAGAUAUACCAGAAAGAGGUGGAACGGCUGUUUGAAGGUGUCCCAGUUGAAAUCAUUGUGGAUGACUUCCUCAUACAUGCACAAGACCAGUCAGAAAUGGAUGGAAAACUGUUUAAUGGUACUGGAGCGAAGUCGAGAGCAAAUUUUUCCUGAUAAGAAAACUGAUAGAAUUGUCCUAUCACUUGAAGUGAAGUGCACUAAUAAUCCAUGCAGAUGGAAAGGAGAGUUGCGGCAGAAACAGAAGCACCUAAAGAUAUGCAGCCACAAAGCUGUCAAGUGCAUAUUGGAGGGAUGCAAUGUGAAAGUUCCGAGAAUUUUAAUGGAGAAACACACAAACACUUGUGGAUGGAGACUCCUUCACUGCAAGCCCUGCAAUUUGUCUUAUCCCAAAAAGGAUGAGGAGACUGUGCAGCACAAAGAUGACUGCCCGCUAGCCUUUCUUCCUUGUAGAUUCAGUGAAAUAGGUUGUACGUUCAAGGGUCGAGAAAGUGCACGUGAUGAGCACUGUGAAAGCGCGGUCCAAACACACCUCCACAUCGCCUGCGAGACCAUCAGAGACAAUAAGGAACAGAUAAGUGAUCUACAUAAAGAACUUGAUAAGGUUCGUCAAGAACUACAAACAAAGUCGUGUGACCACAUGAAAGAAGUGAACGCCAUUCGUGAAAAACACGAUGAAGCCAUCCGCGACAACAAAGGACAAAUAGAAGCACUAAGCAAAGAACACGGAAUCGCCUCAAAUACCAUCCAUGAAAACAAAGAACAACUUGAUACUCUUAAGAAAGAACUCGGUAUCGCCUCGGAGACGAUCCGUAAAAAUAGAGAUCAAAUAGCAAAGCUUAGCACUGCUUGCAAGACGCAGUACACGGACGGAACGUUUGUGUGGAGAAUCUGUAAUUACAAAGAUAAAUACAAAAAGGCAGUCGCUUUUGCCACCAACCAAGAAGUAAAAGGCGGCAACAGCGAUAGUGAUGACGAUAUUAGUAUGGCGGGUGACAUAAUGGUAAGUCUUCCAUUCUACACUUCAAGGUACGGCUACAAAAUGCGCCUUAAAGCCUAUCCUAACGGGUACGGCGAUGGAAAAGGGACGCAUCUUUCGCUCUCUAUCAGGAUUAUGAAGGGAGAGUACGAUGCGAUACUAGAGUGGCCUUUCAGACGGAAGAUCACUCUCAGUCUCAUCAAUCAGAGCGAGCAGUGGCGCAGUGAGACGGUGGAGAUAUACCCUGAUGAUGCGACGCCUGAUAAGAAACAUAAAUUUGAGAGACCCAUUGAGAAUGAAAACGUGGGCUGUGGAUACUCUUGUUUUAUAUCACACAUGGAGCUUAAUUCAGGCGACUACAUCAAGGAUGACGUCAUCUUCAUCGAGGCGGUGAUCACGUGAUACAAUGAAACAUAACAUACAUACGAAACAUCGUGACACUUUUCAAAGUUAACUUUUUAAAGUUCAAAUUGAUUGAAUUUAGCUAUACCUCUAAGCCUAGGGGUGUUUCCCCUAAAUAGCCACAGAGAUCGCGAAAACGGCGCAGUUACAGAAAAUGCUCUACCCGAGUGUGUGAUCUUGACAUAAAUCAAAGAUAAUUUUAGUUUUUCUGGACUUGUGCACCUAUUUCAUUAUAUGCCCAAUUCUUGUCUUUUAGUGAAUCAAUUACUAGGAAACAAUUAGUUUAUACACACAAAAUUAUGGUCCAGCUUUUUACAAACUCUCCCCUUUGUAGACGGAUUAUUAGAUCCCCCCCUUAAAAAAAAAAAGAAAAAAAAAGAAAAUCGAGCAGAUCCGAAAGGCAUAGCCUUAGCAUGCUUCGAAUUAUAGGGGGCAUGAUAAAGAAAGGUUAGGAAAACAUUAGGGGGCACAGCCACGCCCCUAUUCGUCAUUUCCUUAUAAUUUUUGAAAAUAUUGGGGAUGGGGUGUGUGGGAGGCACGUGCCCCCAGUGCCCCACCCCCCGGCCCUAAGGUAGAACAUCGAGCAGCAUUGUAUAUUAAUAUAUAUAUAGGUCUUUAUUUGAAUCGCAUUGAAGUUAAUAAAGAAUGAAAUAAAGUGACAAAUACAGUA